GGGCCGACGUUCCUGAGGAGGCGGGGAGAGGACGAUGGAGGCGCGCAGGGUCCGCCGGCCCCGCUCACUGCCCGGGAGCGACCGCGGCCGCCGCCACCGCCAACACCACCGCCACCAGCACCACCACCGUCGGGGUCGACGUGCCGGGCUCUGAAAGGGGCCGAGGGGCCGGGACGCUCCGCCGGGCGGGAGAGCAGGCGGGGGGGGGUGGCCGCGGGAACGGCUGCAAACCCAGGAGGACUCUUCAACGGGAACGCACCGUCGGUGCGCGCUAGUAACGUGAGGGGACAGGAGCCCUGAGGAAUCGAAUUUCUCUCUCACUGAGGUUCCUUCACUUCCAGUAUGGAGAUGAAUCGAGAAAAACUGUGUACCAGCAAGGCUGAUGUGAGCUCAGAUUCUGCUUAUCAUUGCUCAACAUGUCAUGACGAUGAGGAGUGGAGCAGUACUAGCCGGGGACGAGCUAAGUCACGAAGUUUGUCUGCUUCACCGGCCCUAGGAAGCACCAAAGAAUUCCGGAGAACGCGCUCCUUGCAUGGACCAUGCCCAGUGACCACAUUUGGACCAAAGGCCUGUAUGCUGCAAAAUCCUAAAACGAUUAUGCACAUUCAGGAUCCAGCAAGCCAGCGGUUGACAUGGAACAAACCUCCCAAGAGCGUCCUUGUUAUUAAAAAGAUACGUGAUGCCAGUCUGCUGCAGCCUUUUAAAGAGCUUUGUGUGUAUCUUACUGAGGAGAACAAUAUGAUAGUGUAUGUAGAAAAAAAAGUAUUGGAAGACCCUGCUAUAGCUAAUGAUGAUAAUUUUGGACCAGUGAAGAAGAAAUUUUGCACCUUCAGAGAAGAUUAUGAUGAUAUCUCCAAUCAGAUAGACUUUAUCAUAUGCCUGGGAGGAGAUGGGACCUUACUUUAUGCUUCUUCGCUUUUCCAGGGUAGUGUACCUCCAGUUAUGGCUUUUCAUCUGGGAUCCCUUGGAUUUCUUACUCCAUUUAAUUUUGAGAAUUUUCAGUCCCAAGUCACUCAGGUUAUAGAAGGCAAUGCAGCGCUUGUUCUACGAAGCAGGCUGAAGGUGAAAGUAGUAAAAGAGCACAGAGAGAAAAUGACAGUACAAAAUGGUAUAGAAGAAAAUGGAGUAGUGUCUACAAAUAUAGAGAAGGAAGUGGGCAAGCAAAUUAUGCAAUAUCAGGUCCUAAAUGAAGUUGUAGUGGAUCGUGGUCCUUCUUCUUACCUUUCCAAUGUAGAUGUCUUUCUAGACGGACACCUGAUAACAACAGUGCAAGGAGAUGGAGUCAUUGUCUCCACGCCAACUGGUAGCACUGCAUAUGCAGCUGCAGCAGGAGCUUCUAUGAUUCAUCCAAAUGUUCCUGCAAUAAUGAUCACCCCAAUCUGCCCUCACUCAUUGUCUUUCAGACCUAUUGUUGUUCCUGCUGGAGUGGAACUCAAGAUUAUGCUUUCCCCGGAUGCCAGAAAUACAGCAUGGGUUUCAUUUGAUGGAAGGAAGAGGCAGGAAAUAUGCCAUGGAGACAGUAUUAGCAUCACUACCUCUUGCUAUCCCCUUCCUUCGAUCUGUUUCCGAGAUCCUGUGAGCGACUGGUUUGAAAGCUUGGCUGAGUGUUUACACUGGAAUGUUCGGAAGAAGCAAAAUAACUUUGCUGUUGAAGAAGAAGAAUUUUGAGUGUCUACAUCUAACAAGACUCACGGGAAUGGAAAGUGGCAGUAUCCCUUCUAUAUGCUUGGAUUUUUAAGUUUUUGGCUAACAAGUGUGGUCACCAUCUCAGACGUACAUAGUGAUUAUAGUUUAUAUCUGUCUGAUCUGCUGAUGGCUGGAAAUUGUGCUAUUUCUUGUCCACCAAGAGUAGGAAUGGAAGAAAUUAGGCUCUGAUUGUUGUAAUCCGGUGUGAAUUUCCUUCAAAUGAGCAAUCUGAAAAUGGAUUAUUUCUGAUUGGUAUUGACAACCACAUCUGUAGAUUUGGUUGUAACCUAUAACUUACCAAUAACAUGGUAGGCUGAACGUAGAUACGUAAUAGAAAAGUGGCAUUAAAAUACUCCGUUUAAUUUGGUAUAUUUGUAAUUCCAUUUAAGACUGCUGUGCAUAUAAAGGCUCUACAAAAUCUUCUUUAAAAAAAAAAAAAAGCUCCUGUUUAUUAGCUUAAAUCUGUGUUGCCCAGAAGAGCUCCCCAUCAAGACAGCGCUUAAAAUACUUUCUUCUUACUUGCGAAUGUGACACAGUGUGAAGAAACACCCAUGAAGGAUGUUUUUUAUUAAUAGAUGGAACUAGUAAAAAAAAGUUGUGUGUUUUUUUUUUAUAUAUAUACAUAUAUAUGUAUCUUAUGCCCAUUUGAACAGUGUUUGACCCUUGGCUGUCAUCACUGUGUAAACAUCCACAAAUAGCAUGGAUGAGCAUUAGCGUGGACUUGGUUGUUACAGUGAUCUCCAUUUUUGUAGCUGAGCUAGUUCAUAGCUCUGCAGUUCCUGUUGGUGGGAAUCAUCAGUGUGUUGUUUUUUCUUAUUACUUUUGUUUGAUUCUCUGGAAUAAAUGGUACCAUAAGAGACUGUAAAGUGAAAAAGGAAAAAAAAAAAAAUUCUCCAAGUGUUCAAGAAGAAUCUGGACUUCAAUUACUACUAUAUUGUCUAGUUCCACUAUUGUCUUGAAGAAAAGAACAUCCUAUAUGAGGCCCUGAGUGCCCUCAACUUCCAUAGAUACCUUCCAACUCUUGGUGCUGAGUAAUACAGAAAGGGAUACUGCAUUGGUAGGCUGAUAAAUGAGAGGACACAUUCCCAGUAGAGUAGCAAUGGUGCCUUCAGCACACUCAAGAUAUUCUAAGUCUCGUAUUUACUUUUUUAAGAUGCUUUCAAAUGUUUCUAACUUCUCUAUGUACAUAUUUUAUUGUACGUGCUUUUAUGAAAGAAAAAACAAAACAGAAACAAAAUCCAACAGAAAAACUAGUUGGGGAAAAAAGGGUUUGUACUGUACUUUAAAUGAAAAAUAUCAAACCCAAGUAUAAUGUUUACAUUUAUGUUCUCUGUGGUGCAGUCUCAUGAUCAUACUAUCCAAACUUUAGCAUUUUCAGAGUCUUGCUGCAUUGGUCAUUAAAAGAAUGGAUGUUAUCUGUUAAACUUAAGCCUAUGGCAUAAUAUUGUGGAGGAGUUCAUUUACUGAUGAAGGUGGGAUUUCCUUGAAAGUGGAGUGAGAAGCUCUGUUGAACUUUUCAUGAUUGUCUUAUGUUGUUUAUGUGGUCCAAAGUGGUAAUGGGAAGUGUAUUAAUUUCCAAACUCUGCCUAACCUGCUGUCCUCUGAUGGUUUAAAUGAUGUCUCUUCCAUUUUGGAUGCUGCCCUAGUCUGUCUAAUUUUAUUAAAUCCAGGUGAGAGCACUUUUCCCUAAAGGAGAAGCAAACUCUUGAUUAAUGAUACAAAUCACAAUGAAAAUGUGUUAAUAUAAAUUAAUACUCGGUUUGUAAAUUUUGUAAAAUAGAAUAUUGGUUUGAUUUGGUCUAAAUAGACAAAUUUUGUGAUAUCUUGGAGAAUAUCCAGAUAGCUUUUGGAAUUUAUCUUUCACUUGAAUCUGCAGUAAUUGUUUUAUCACUGUUUUGAAGCUGCUUACGGGUUUCCUAGGUGGAGUAUUCAGUUAUUUAAUAACUGUUUACUUUUUGAACUAUAGAAGUGUCGGACUAUUUGCUUUGAAACUAUUUUAUUUAAACAUGCAAUAAUUGAGAAAAGGAACAGGGUAUAGUGGCUAUAUAAAUGUGUUGUUAAGUGGAAAACAAGCAGAAUACUAGGCAUGCUAGGAAUUGGAAAUCAUUUUGUGGAGGUGAGGCGAAAUGAUUAAUGAGCCUUAUCUAGUAUUUUUUUAAAGAUAAAACUAUAUUCAGCACUUUUUAUUUAUGCUUUUUAUAAUAGUAAAGCUAUUAUUGACUAAAUUGCCGAACUUUAAUUUUCAGAGUGCAUAGUUCAUGAAAUCUGUAAUCAAAACUUACCUAACUACUUUCUCUAGAUUAGAUCUAGAUUAGGAGUUGUCUUUAAAUUUAUCAUGUACUGCAAUUGCAUUACUGGCUUUGAGGCUUCUGCAGUUUUGCUUGUGCAAGUAUUCCCCCUAGAUAACAAUCUUAUUUGGAUCACUGCUGCAAUUACUGACUAAAGGAAAGAAAGUCAUAUGAUGACUUUAGUAUUUGCUUUUUCUUCAAAAAGCUGUGUUUAUUAUAAUUGUACUAGCUGCUUUACAUCAAAACACAACCCAAAUUGUGUUAAUACAUUACAAACUUGUCUAACUGUACAAAGUCCCUUUUCAAGGCCUUUAAUCUGCAAACCAGCAAUUCACAAGCAGGCUAGUGAGGUUUAAACAGCGCUCAAGUUUUGCAUAUUUAACUGCUUUAAGUGUGGGUAACUUCUGUUCAAACCACAGCUGAACCAGAAAAAAAGCUAUAAUGCAGACUUGGUUAUAUUGGCAAUAAAAGCUCAUUUUGCUCAUGUAGCUUACUCAAAGUAACUUCUUUAAACCGUACUAGUAAAAUAGGUUUUUGCUGAUGAAGAGCAGUGUUUCUAAUAUAAGGGUUUGUAAAUGUCACUGUACCUACAAAUCCUUUCCAGUCUACAAAGGGCCAAAAUGGAAGCUUGGAAAUUAAUUUUUUUUUAGUUAUUCUCUAGUAGAGAGUUUAAGAAGUUAUUAACAACUGAUGUAGUAUGGAAUAAAGCAGUGUACUGAAUUUCUAAAAGAGGAAAAAUCCUGUUACAUAUUGUUAAUGCUUUGAAAACUUGUUUUAAAUAUUGUUGAAAACAAAUAUUUUUCAAUCCUUUCAAUAAAAUCUUUUUGUAAAGUUGGAUUUGUAAAGCAGCACUUUGACUGUUGAGAAUAUAAAAUUACGUAUACAGAACUACUUGCUUGGAAGGCAAAUGUUCAGUGUGGGUUUUUGAUACAUUGUCUCAUGGGACAGUACCAUCCGUUUUCUGGAAAUAUACCUAAGGCUUUUUUGAAUAUAUAUGUCUGAUACUAGUCUUUUCUCAAAAGUUUCACAAUAAAAGCUGGAUUUGCUGUGCAAGUUGAAACAAAUCUUCUGUACAACUAGUUGGGCUACAUUAACUACUUUUUUUGAAGGCCCAAGAGUAGAAAAAUGAGGAAAGAAAUAGUUAAGGGCAAUAAUCUGAGAUAAUGUCAGAUAAUUUGGAUACCCAGUAAAUUUAGCAUUGAAAAUGUAGUUUAAGUGCCCAUUCUAUCUUUGCCUGUGCACAUUGUGGCCAAGUUCUAGACACUUCUUCCGUGAACCUUGUGGCUAAUGAUCAUGAUGUCUUUUUAUGAUUUCAUAAUUCACCUGUAACCUAUUCCAACAGUUCAUGCAGGUCCAAUGAUUGAUAAAUGUGAGGAAAUGUCUUAUGCAGGUAAUACAGCUGCUUUUAAAUGGAGUUCAUUUGCUUUGCAAGGUACCUUAGAGUUUUCCAUCUUAUGGCUGGCUAGUGACAAACUCUUGCUGUCCAUGGCCAGAAUAAUAACCCACCAUUUCUGUGACAGUGACACUCUAUUGCCUAUGCAUAAAGCAGGGAAGCAGCAUUGCCAAGGACUGGACCCUUAUUUUUACAGAUGAAGCUUUUGAGAUAGUUUAUAUGCAGUUUGUUAGUCCUGUCUUGCCAGAAUGAAGCUUUCUUACUGUUGUCAGUUUAAAUGGCCCAGUUCUAGCACUGAGAGCUGUGAUCACCAUAGUUUGCUGAACCAGCAAAAAGUAUUCUCCACCCCCCCCAGAGUCUUUCCAAGCUGAGGUAUCAAAAAUUUUGGCACAAAAAUUAAUUCAGUUGGGCUGAUUAAAAAAUGGCUGUAUCGAUUUACCCUGGGUUUUUAAGAGUUAGGAGAACUUAAAGUAGCCCAGAUUUGGCCAUAAACCUGUGUGAAGCCUGAAGCCAUCUUUUUCUAGUUUCACCCUGCCCUGCAGCGUGUCUACAUGAUAGUCUGAAAUGGGUGUUGGUACCAACAUGUAGUUUAAUCUAGAUUGUUCACAUAGGCAUCGGGUGGCAGUAUGGAUUACAGCCAUCUUGGGAAAUUAAAAAAAAAAAUCUCAUACUGGAUGUGAAGGUCAACACAGCUCGUACUUGUUGCUGCUGUUCCCUGAAAUAAUAAAUGUUAAUUUAAUCUGGGUCUCCCGUUGUGUGCAGCAGUCGUACCUCUUGAUGACAGUCUCAUGCUCCUUGUGCAACUGUGAGAUGCCUUACUGCAUUGCUAAUUAAUGAAAGGAAUGGUAGAGAAGCAUACAGCGUUUAUAGUGGUAUUAGGAUUUGUUUCAUAAAAACAUGAUUAUGUUCUAAAGACAGUUUGAAUUAGCCAUACCAAUUAAUGACUUAUUACUGUGGGGCACAGGAUUGCAAAGCCUAAAUGCUCUUCCUUACUCUGUCAAUGUCUGUCUUUCUGUGCUGUGUUCUUUUAACUUUUCUGGAAUCCAGAUUAGUAUCAGCUGUUGCACAUGUGCACAGCAGCUUGAAGCUUUUUUUGAGGGAAGUCAUGAGCACAAUGGGGAAAAACAGUUUGGUCUCAUGUAUUGUCCUCAAACAGAAAAGCAGGAAGCUAUACCCAGAGAAAUGGCAUUAAAAUUACCAAUACUUUGUAGUGAUGGGAAAGUAGCAAGUUAAUUCAUUUUUUCAGUAAUGCACAAUGAAAAAUUGUACUCAAAGGUUUCAACAAAGAACAGGUAGAAGAUAAUAAUGCAAAAAUGAAGCAUAUGAGUGGUUUGGACGUUUUCUUCCUGUUGGGUGCACUUAUUUUACUCUAUAUGAAAAAGUAGCCUCUCUACAUGCUGUUUUUGAGAGAUUUCUCAUAUAGCACGGAAAAGAUUGAUCACAGAGGGGAAAAUGUUUGUGUAUUUAUCAGUUGUUAAGAAUUUGUGCAAAUUACCUAAAACUGAAAUCUCCUUUUACAUAUUCUGGGUAAAACUUGCUAAAUGCUGUUGACAGAGGAGGUUCUUGAUGACAUGUAGAGCAGUAGCUUCCAUUUGUUUGGUAUAGUGUGAUUUGUCCCUAUUGUUUUCCUCUUCUAUUGGCGAAUACCAAUAAAAAAUGUGAUGAGUAA
This is a messenger RNA of Aquila chrysaetos chrysaetos, 7036 nucleotides long. It is a transcript of the gene NADK, whose product is annotated as NAD kinase. NCBI's taxonomy places the organism in Eukaryota, Metazoa, Chordata, Aves, Accipitriformes, Accipitridae. Gene Ontology annotation, molecular function: NAD+ kinase activity. The coding region runs from base 343 to 1668 and encodes 441 amino acids. The transcript is spliced from 13 exons. The record is from RefSeq and is a predicted model, not a curated record. Gene Ontology annotation, biological process: NAD+ metabolic process; NADP+ biosynthetic process.